Messenger RNA from Vespa velutina, 15051 nucleotides. RefSeq names its product histone-lysine N-methyltransferase trithorax (gene trx). The record is from RefSeq and is a predicted model, not a curated record. Gene Ontology annotation, cellular component: nucleus; histone methyltransferase complex. Gene Ontology annotation, biological process: positive regulation of DNA-templated transcription. The transcript is spliced from 11 exons. Gene Ontology annotation, molecular function: zinc ion binding; protein binding; histone H3K4 methyltransferase activity. NCBI's taxonomy places the organism in Eukaryota, Metazoa, Arthropoda, Insecta, Hymenoptera, Vespidae. The coding region runs from base 336 to 10460 and encodes 3374 amino acids.
GAUAAGCGUUGAUCGAUAUCAAAUGAAUUGUAAAUUCUAGAAAAUUUUCGUUCUUUCAGGUUGUUUCUCCGUUCAUGAUUUGACAGUUCACAGAGGACGUUAAACAGGGCAUAUUUCAUCUUAGUAUUAGUAAGUUUUGGUUUGACAGUACGCGCGUAUUUCGCGGUCAUUGACGAAUUCGUCCGAAUGUAACCGAUGAUCGACGAAGGUUGCAAGUUUCGUGUGUGUUAAAUAUUCGUUGGUGUUCGGUUGAGGCACCUCGGCUGGGCAAAAUCACGUAAAAUGGAAACAGAAUUUCGUUGUGAGGUUGAGGUUGAUCGUUGAAAAGUGUGAACAUGGGAAGGUCCAAGUUUCCGGGGAAGCCGCCGAAAACGGUGACCAGGAAACGGAUAAAAGUUCUCGGUCAGCCCGAGACUGUCCAAAACGAUUCGGUAACCGUCGCCGAGAACAUCUACUACGGACUUUCCCUGUUCAACGAAACAUUUGGUGACAACGAGAAGGAACAUCCGCCAUUCCAUGGUUUUAGCACUAAAGAGGCUAAUCUUUCUGUGUCUUACAUAAAAACACAGCAACAUGGUACCGAAACUACAAAUAAUAAAGCUCCUUCCGUUAAGGUUAAAAAUCAUGUUUUACAAUCUAGCUCUAAUAAAGAUAUUACGAAUGUCAAAAAUUCUUCCAUGGAUAUGGAAAAUAAUAUAGAAAAAUUGUACGAUACUAAUUCUGAAUCAAAUGAAAAUGUUAAAAAAGAUCUAACUACGUCGGAUUGUAAAAGGAGUUCAAAAAUUAAUAGACCCAAAACCAGAAGAAAUUGUAAUAAUAUCAAAUUUUCCAAUUUUAUGAAAACUCCAGUAUUGAAGUCAGUGAAUGCUAUUCUAGAUCAACACCAACGUACUAGACAACUGCGCAAUAGUACUGCUAAGAGAUUGUUACAAAGAGCAAAAUCUAAUAGCAGCAAUGUACGUAAUACUAUAGUACAGUCCGGUGAUAAAUCCAAUACUGUAAGAAAAUUUAUAUUACCUAUACGCAGUGCACAUUCGUCAAGAGUUAUAAAACCUAAUAAACGAUUCAUAGAAGAAUUAGAAGAUAUUUCUGGUACAGAGCAUAAUGAAAAUGAUAUUAAUGUACAUGUUAAAAAAGCUAGAUUUGCUGUAAACAAAUUGAACAAUCAAGAAUCAAAGUCAAAAGAGGAAACUGUUAAUUUAUUACAUACAAAAUUAAAAGUUGAGGAGAUAAAAAAUAAGAGUAAAAGAAUAGUUCAGCGUACAACUUCAAAUAACCAAAUUACAAGUCAACCAGCGAAAAAUUCUACAAAGUUCUCAGAUUCAAGGCAAGAUAUACAAGUAUCUAAACCCAUAGUAAAAGAAGCGAAGAAAAACAAUAACACAUCCUCUAAGAUAAAACUAACAAAUAACUUAUCUAAUGAAUCGGAUGUUAAGCAAGAUAGCUCAGAGAAUACAAGUGGAACUGUACAGAGCCCUAAGUCAACCAUUUCCAGAAACAAUAAACAGACAUCUGUUCCUACAAAAGUUCUUCCUGAUAUCAAUGUUCCAAAUUAUGAGUCUUCCAGAGUUCAAACAAGAUCAGGAACUCAGUGUGAAGUAUUCCACGAUACAAAUAGUCCAAAUAAUGCACAAGAUAAUACAAAAUUAACAGAAAAUAAUAGUACAGAAGAACAAUGUUGUCUAAACAAAGAUGACAAAACAGUCGAGAGUAAUUCAGAUAACUUUGAUACAGAAAGUACUUUAUCUGAAAGUGGAAGUGAUCACAGUAAUCACACAGAAGAUGAACAAUCUGAAUGGUCGGGAAUAAAAUUGAAUGGAGGAAAAGUUAUUUUAAGAAAAGCAAGAUUAAAAUUGGAUAAUAAAUGUGUGGGUGGAACAGAAGGACCAUUUUCUGUAACAAGUACUAAUACUAAUUCCAGUGGAAGCACAAACCUAGGGUUGACAGGAACUAUAAAAUGUGGUGUUUGUGGUGCAGUACGCUUUUAUAGAUUUGUCAAACAAGCACGGAAAUUUGGAAUACACAGUUGUGAAUCUUGUCGUAAAUUUAUUAGUAAAAUGAUUAAACGACAAGCUUGUGCUAAAUCGACAAAUAGUCCUCUUCCUUUUCUCCAGUGUCACAAAGGCGAUGGAUUAUGUCUUGUACCACCUGUUGUUAGAAGUCAUCAAUGGAAUCUCAUGCGCUGUGUUUAUAAAGCUAGAUGUCCAGCUUGUUGGUUAAAAAUGUGUCUCAAGUGUUAUAAUAUACCUGCUACGUUGAGAUCUGGUUUGAAUUCCAUGUUACCACCUAUGAUGCGAGAUCCCUUAAGUACAUCACCAUUAUUAGGUCAAGAUGAAAGUGAUUGUCAAGGUCAAAAAUCGCCACCAUCCAAAAUAAGCUGGCCAGCGGAAGAUAGUCUGGAAAAGAACUUAUUCAAGUCUGCGAUGAGUUGGAAGAAUAUCGAAUUAGGCCAAAAAACCGCUUAUCAGGGUACAGGUGGUUUUCUUUAUACAAAACUUGAGAAAUUUGAUGCUGUAAUGAGUACAUCGCCAAAUAAAAAAAGAAGAAAGCAUAAUCGAAUUAAAGUACGGAAGAAAAUCAAAAACCCUAUACUUCCUUCGCCACAGAUAAAUCACCGUCCACAACCUCUUAGGCAGAAACUCGAAUUGAAAGGACCAAGAGUAAAGCAUGUUUGUCGAAGUGCAAGCGUGGCUCUUGGACAACCAAUAGCAACUUUUCCUUCUUUGGAUAGUAAAGAGGAAUCUGAAACUAAUAGCCAUAAUCCAAAGGCAGUUACGAAACAAACUAAUGUGGUUGAUAAGAAAAAUGAUAAUUCAAAAGAAAAAGAAACCUGCAAGGAUAGCGAUGAGAAUAAUCAUAAUACAAAUGUUAAUACUGUGCAACAAUCCUAUUCGAAAAAGGGAAAAUCACAGCAAAAUAUGCCCAUGUCUAAUCUUUCAAUGAUUUCAAAAACUAAUCUUGACACAUCACACACAGUAUCUAUAGACUUCUGGGAGCAAUAUGAUCCUACAGAAGUUGGGGCAAAAGGCUUUGCUCUCAUUGGUUCAGAAUUAUUUCACGUUCCUGCUAUUUGUUUCCUUUGCGGGAGUGCUGGGAAAGAAGCGCUGAUUUACUGUCAAUGUUGUUGCGAACCAUACCAUGCUUUUUGUUUGGAACCCAGUGAAUGGAAUAUUUGUUCACAACCAAAUUGGUGCUGUCCAAGGUGUACGAUAUGUCAAUCCUGCCAUUUAAGAUUUGGUCCAAAAUUAUCUUGUAUUCGCUGUCGUCAGUCAUUUCAUCACACAUGUCUUUUAAAAUCUGGUAUCAGUUCUAGACUUUAUAGUCCAGAUAGACCUUAUGUGUGUCAAAGUUGCAUCAAGUGUAAAAGUUGUGGUAGCGAGGGUGUAAACGUUCACGUAGGCAAUUUACCUUUAUGUUCUAUGUGCUUUAAAUUGAGACAACAAGGAAACUAUUGCCCAUUAUGUCAAAAAUGUUACAAUGAAAAUGAUUUUGAUACUAAAAUGAUGGAGUGUAGUGAAUGUUCUUGCUGGGUUCAUGCUCGUUGCGAAGGUCUCUCGGAUGAAAAAUAUCAGAUUCUUAGUUAUCUUCCAGAUUCCAUCGAAUUUACCUGUCAACAAUGUUCUGACAAUCCAAAUUCUGUUUGGAGAAAUGCUGUUGAAGCAGAACUUAAAGCUGGACUCAUCGGUGUAAUUAAAUCGUUGAGUAAGAAUCGAAAAGCUUGUGCCGCGUUGAAGUGGAGUCCUAAAAAAGAAUGUUUCUGUAAGUCAAUUUCAACUGCAAAGAAAAUAGAUCUUCCCGAAGAGAAAACUGAAGUAAAUGGUAUAAACAGUAAAGAGAUUACCACGUCGGAUGAAUCUGAUGAUUUAACUGGAAACGGAGAACAUAAUUCGGUCUCCAGUUUGAAAUCUGAUUUAUCAAACAAAUCUGAAUUGGAGGAACAAUCAACGGAAGGAUCAACGAGAAAAGGCUUACGUCGUCUUCGACAAAAGUUUCACUUGAAAGAAUGUACUGUGAGGGUAAAAAAUUGUAUCCCUAAAGAUACACUGGAGGUUGAUAAAAAAGAUGCGAUUCGUAAUCAGGAAUCCACUAACGAGAAAUUAGGUGAAGUUUCAGACUGUCAUUGUGCGGAACAACAAAUUAUUAUGAGACCAUCGCCCACGCUAAUGACUGUUAAACAAAAAGUUAAUAAUAACGAAUAUAAAUCAUUGAUCCAAUUUCAUGCAGAUAUGGAGCACGUAAUUAAUCGUACUGAUAUUAAAGAUUUGAUGGAUGCAUAUCACGAAACUUUACAAGAAGUAUUUCCAUGGUUUGUACCGAAAUAUUCUAAAACUGACCAUAAGACUGGUGGUGCACCCACUUCAACUAUAAAUACCGAUGAAAAUAAUGAUUCGUCGAUACCAAAGUCUGACGAUUCUAUUGUUGACACGAACAAAGAAGAAAUAAUAAAAGGUUCCAAAGGUGUCGCAGCAAAACCAUUGAAUUUAUAUAACGCUAAUCAAGAAGAUAGCAGGUCAUGCUGUUUGUGUAAAGGAUUAAGUGAUGGUCAAGAAACGAAGGAAGGUAGACUUCUAUAUUGUGGCCAAAAUGAAUGGGUCCAUGCAAAUUGUGCAUUAUGGUCGAACGAAGUAUUUGAAGAAAUUGAUGGUUCCCUGCAGAACGUUCACAGUGCUAUUUCAAGAGGACGUUUGAUUCGUUGCAGUGAAUGUGGUAAAAAAGGAGCGAGCAUAGGAUGCUGUGCAAAAAAUUGUAACAACACUUUCCAUUAUCCCUGUGCAAGAAACAUUGGUCUUGCUUUUAAUGAUGACAAAACAGUAUUUUGCUUUUUGCAUUUAAACAACUCGACGCAUAAACCGCUACAUAAUGAAGCUGAUUUUAGUUUGAAGAGGCCAGUAUAUGUGGAACUUGAUCGUAAGAAGAAAAAGUAUGUUGAACCAAAUAAAGUCAAAGUGAUGAUCGGCUCAUUAAUAAUUGAUUGCUUAGGUACGAUAGUACCAGAAUUUUCUGAUACAGUUGAAAAAAUAAUACCUUGCGAUUAUAAGUGUUCACGGCUAUACUGGUCCACUGUAAAUCCAUUUAAAAUUGUAAGAUAUUAUAUUAGAACGUACGUGCAAGUAUUUGUGCCAGAAGUAUCGGCUGAUUUAGAAAAUAACAUUACCAUUGAUCAUUCCAAAGAGCAAAGGAAGGAAGAUCUGUCAACAGAUAAACAUAAAGUUGAAUAUUUAAUUGUAAAACAAACUUUGGAUGCAUUAUUGGAUACUGUAUGUAGUAAAGAAGUUGAUGAAAAUUUAGCUGAGCAAAAUAAUACAGAUUUGUUACCUCCUGAAUUGGAAGAAGCUAUUUUUGAGGAUUUACCCCAUGAUUUAUUGGAUGGAAUUUCCAUGCAAGAUAUUUUUCCAAAAAUGACAAUUGAGGACUUUUUAACUAUGGAUCUGAAAAAUGACGGUACUUUCACGAACGAUUUAUUUAAAGAUGAUAUGUUAUCUUCCGAAGUAGCGGAAUCAUCUAAGCCAGUAGAAAGUAAAAUCUCAAAAAUGGAUCCCUCCUUAUUAGAAUUAGGAACACAUAACGAUCUGUGGGUACAUUUAGAAACAAAGACUUCUGUUCAAGAUUUUAUGGAUGAUUUAUUCAAUUCUAAAAGUCAAAAGCGUGGUGGUAGAGAAUUAAAACGCUCCAAAUCAGAAGUAAUAUCAAAUAAUUCACUAAUAGUAGGAGGCCCAAGACAUCAUCAGAGAUCUUGCAGUCUUACUUGGAGUUGCAAGUUGGAUAAUACUUAUGGUCCUAGUAUAAAAAGAAGAAAAUUACCUAGAAACACAGCAGGAAAAUCUACUGAAACAAGUGUAAUGGUACUUGAUGCUCAAAAUGAACAUACGUCUAUGAUUCAUGAAUUACGAAUUCCUGAGAGUAUAAUGGUUACUGUUGGUAGAGCUAAUACUCCUAAUAUUAUAUCUGAUUCAGUACGUGAAAUAAAAUAUUGUAUUGAGGAUUCAAAUGGCAUUAAUCGUCACGUAUUGCCUUCAAGAGACGAUGGUAAAGAACAUAAAAGACUCUUUUGGCACACAAGACAACAGCCUCGUAUAUUACAAGUGGAUGGUUCUGCUGAUCCAAGUAGCGCUAGCGAAUGUAGUUCUCCUGAAUAUAAUAUAGAGGAAAAAACAUCUUUGGAAAGAUCUGAACACUUAUCCAUUCCUCAAUUAGAUGGUAUUAACGAUGAAUCUUCAUGUGAUGAUAACGAAUGGAUCUUAUCUAAGGAAAAAGAUUUAAAUUUAUUUAUACACCCUUCAAAUGUACAGCAUUCACGAAGGAUUUUCGGUCUUCUCAGGUCACAUUUAUCCCAGAAUGAUACGCGAAAAGAAAAUGACAAAGAUAAUUUCUCUCAUAUUUCAAAAUCGAUGCAGCAUAAAUCGAAUUUUUUCAAAGGGAAAGAUCUCAAAUUAAAUUUACAAAUUCCACAAUUAGAUGGAGCAGAUGACGUUUCUAGCGACGACGAAUGUACAUCUCCUAAACAUGCCGAGAAUGAAAUAACUAAUGUUAUUCCACAUUAUGAUCCUCCUAUCGAUCACACUGAAAAACCUGUAACUUGUGAAAGAUGUCGUUGCACAUAUAGAACACAAGAUAGUUAUAAUAGACAUCUAAUUAACUGUGAUAUUAUGAUUACAAGCGAUAGUGAUUCUGAAAUUAUGGAUAAUAAGUUAGCAUCUCCAGAUUCUAGAUUUUCUCCAAAUAUUGGAUCAGUAUCUCCACAAUUUAUAACUCUUUCUCCAUCAGAAGGACAUACACUUUCAUCGGAAUAUACUGAAAUACAAGCUACAUCGCCUAUAGAAGCCUCUGUACCAUCGCCCCAUCCAGGAAUACAAAUAGAACCAAUUGCUCAAGCAAUUAUUACACCACAAUUACACACUCGUGCUACCGUGGAAACUGUUCAUCAAACAGUAUUAACGUCUAAUGAUAUGAUUGUGCAGACUCAAUACACUAGAACGACAGCGACAUUACCAAAUGCCACAGUAUUACCUCAAGAAAGUACUGUUCAGAUAACAGAAAUAACAGAUCCUCCAUCGAUCUCCAAUGAUUCUUGUAUUACACAAACUUUGGUAAAUAUGCCAAUAAGUUCUCCAGAUAGUACAAGUUCUCAAAGUGUUCCAAGUCCACAAGUAUCGCCAACAUUUUCAUCUACUGGUGUACAAACUGCAACAAAUGACGCAUCAUUAACAAAUAUUCAAAUAUCAAGAGUAACAAAAUCAAAAUCACCUCGUGCUGCUAGACCUCGUGCAAAAAACAUCAAAUCGCAUGUUAUGAAGAAUUCCAUGCAGUCGCAUAGCGGGCCUACUAGACUUCAGCCAAUGCAAACUAGUACUCCUGUAAUUCAAUUACAACAGGCUCAAAGGCCUAAUGGCCCAACAGUAAUCUUGCAACAAGUUCCUUCGCCAAGCAUUAUGUCUGCAUAUGUUGAAACUUUACAACAGCAGUCUGGACAAAAUUUGCAGUAUAUAACUGCUAUCAGUGGUCAACAUGAAACAGGAUUCAAACCACAAUUUAUAACAACUAAUCAGUUAGUUCCAGGUACAUACAUACAAACGCCAUCUGAUAAUUUACUAGCGUUACAAAAUGGAGGAAUAUCAAUAUUACCAAGUGUACAAAUUGCACAGACCCAACCAACAGUUUUGGGAACUAUUAUACAACAGCAACCAAGUGCAAUACAAUGUGGUGUAAUAUCAUCGGAACAGUUGUUAUUGAGUUCUACUCCGACAUUAGAAAUGUUUACAGAUUCAACAGGAAGUAUGUUUGUUUCUAAUCAGCCCAUGUAUUAUGGUUUAGAAACAAUAGUGAGCAAUACUGUAAUGUCUUCGAGUCAAUUCAUGACUGGAGCAGUACCGCAAGUCUUAGCGAGCAGUUAUCAAACAACAACGCAAGUUUUUCAGGCUUCUAAGCUUAUGGAACCUAUUGUAGAUGUUCAAUCUGUUUCUGGAGUACCAACUGUAACAGCAGUUGAAGCAGUACAGAGCAUACCGGGUGUACCUAAUGUAACAGGCUUACCUACUGUGCCGAGUGUACCUACAGUACCUGCUGUACCCAGCAUACCUAGUGUAUCUAGUGUACCUAGUGUACCUAGUAUACCCACUGUACCCAGUGUACUGAGUGCACCUACUGCACCUAGCGUAGCUACUGUACCUAAUAUACCUAGUGUACCAAAUGUACCAAAUGUACAAGCCAUGGCAAAUGUACCAAGCGUAUCGGCGGUAACUGGUGUACCUGGUGGUUAUGUCGUGGUCAGUCAACAUACACCAGUAGUAGACACGGUCGUAACGCCACAGAUCAAUAUUCCCACUACUAUCGAACAAAAUUUUGCUUCGAUCGCAUGUAAUUCUAUAUCACCGUCACCCUGUAGGACAGUAGUAGAAGCACUUGCAGAUCAAGUGCAGAUACCAGAUGUAUGUUCAUCCGAAACUUCUAUUACGAUUACACCAAGAAUAACAUCACCUCCUAAACCCUUACAACAGACAAUGCCAACUAUUCCAAGAGUUGCAGUACGUCCAAGUCCAGCUUCACAUCCUGGCAUACAAUUGAAUUGUGGAUCAUGGAAGAUUACUGAACAAAAAGAAACAACUUCUUUCGACACAGAACAAAUUAUUAGUAACAGUGUUAGACCAUAUUUUGAUUCGAAACAUGUAUCAGAAAAUACCAGCAUGAUAAAGGCUAGCAUAUCAUCUAAAAUACUGCCCUUACCUAAUCAUUGCAUAACACAAAGGAAUAUAAUUGUAAAUAAGUUGAAUCAUGAUGUAAAUAAUGUGCAUAAUAGUUAUAGCAGUAAUGUAUCAAAUUCUAACGGUAUCAACGUAAGCACGAGUAGUAAUCCAGUUGUAACUAGUUGUAAUGUCCAAAAUAAAAUAACAAUGUCUAUGAGCAAUGUACCAACAAGCAGACCCAUGAAUAGGGUCUUGCCAAUGCAGGCUGUUACACCGAAACAAGAUCUUAUUAAACCUGUAGAAAAAGAAGAAAUUGUUAUGGAAGAACCAACUAAACCUAUUAUAAAGUCACCCAUUGAGUUAACAAAUGCAGAAUCUAAGAGACAGAUCAUUGAAAGCAUUGUUCCGAUGAAAAAAUCUGAAAACGAAGUUAACAAUAUAACGGAAACACGAAAAUUGAAUACAGAAACUGUAGAAAAAGUUAAGGACAAUCUUAAACUGGAACUCGAUAAAGAAAAAUUGCAUAGCACAUCCUUGAAGAUCGUAUUGCAAAAGCAAUUACAAGAUGGUUCCUACAAGAUUAGGCACAAUAUGAAAGCAAUAACGCAAAAUAAAAAAUCCCCGCAAGUAACAUCAGUGGAGAUAUUACCGACAAAGCAGGUACCGCAAAUAACGUCCUUACAACUUUUACCGAUUAAAACGUUUACGUUAAAAACAAAUAAGAUAGAAGAAAAAGUGAAGAAUAUAGAUAACAAAGUGAAUGUAUUGAAGAAAAGUCCUCCAGUUGCUGUGAAAAAACCUAGAAUAAUUACAAAGUCGAUGAAACUUCCUCAGAAAGAAACUUCAAAUCCACAAGUGCAGAAAAGUUGUUCGAAAGGGCCAAGUCUAAUGUAUGAAAUCAAAUCUCAGGAUGGGUUUACGCAUACUGCAUCUUCGAUGUCCGAAGUGUGGGAUAUGGUUUUCCAAGCUGUGCAAAAUGCUCGAAAGGCUCAUAAUUUGCCUCCUUUACCGCAUAAUCCUCUUUCUGAAAAUCUUGGGUUAGAAAAUAAUGCGACAGUAUAUCUAGUCGAGCAGUUACCAGGUGUCAAUAGAUGCACUAAAUAUAAACCCAAAUUUCAUAACUUGACACCAACAAUAUCCAGUGAAACGGAUAAUGAUCUUCUAGCAGCAUGUGAUAAUGGUGCAGCUCGUGCGGAGCCAUUUAAGGCUAGAAAAGUGCACGAUAUGUUUAGUUGGUUGGCAUCAAGGCAUAGACAGCAACCAAAAAUGAUUGCCAUCUCAGAAGCAGAAUCAAGACGGGUAACGAGCACGAAUUUACCGAUGGCAAUGCGCUUUAGGAUACUUAAAGAAACAUCAAAAGAAUCUGUUGGAGUGUACCAUUCACACAUACACGGAAGAGGUCUUUUUUGUUUAAGAGACAUAGAAGCUGGAGAGAUGGUCAUUGAGUAUGCAGGAGAGGUAAUUCGUGCAUCCCUGACGGACAAACGAGAAAAAUACUAUGACAGUAAAAAUAUCGGAUGUUACAUGUUCAAAAUCGACGAUCAUCUAGUUGUUGAUGCCACGAUGAAAGGAAAUGCAGCGAGAUUCAUCAAUCACUCAUGCGAGCCAAAUUGUUAUUCAAGAGUGGUAGACAUCCUAGGUAAAAAACAUAUUUUAAUCUUUGCACUCCGACGCAUCGUUCAAGGAGAAGAGUUAACGUACGACUACAAAUUUCCAUUUGAGGAUAUCAAGAUACCAUGUACCUGUGGUUCUCGCAGGUGUCGCAAAUAUCUCAACUGAGACUGCGUAUAAAAAUUUCACAAACAAACAUCCAUGAAACAGAUAGAAAGAGAGAAAGAUAAAGAUAAAAAGAGAAAGAAAGAGAAAUAUGUGCUAUAAUUACGCGCGCUUUGAAUAUAGGAUUCAUUUUAUUGAAGAUUAUUCAUUUGAACAUCAAACUAUUUUCAGAGAUAGCAGCUUUUUAUUACUACAAAAAGAAAGUAGAUACGCGCUAAGAGAUUGAUUAGAAGGCCAGCUACAGAGCGUGAAAAAAUGGCGUUUAUGACAAUGUUACUUUAGACAGCUACGUUUGGUAGUUGAUUUAAGGACUAUACUUAUAGCAAUAAAUGAUUCAACGUGUCCCGCUUUCAUACCUAAAGGGUCUUGCGUGUUGGAAAACGCUUGAGACUCUUGAAAGUGUUAUAUUAUUCACGCCUGUGCUUUUCUGCACGAUUUAGGCUUUACAUUGUCUAUUAUUGAGGCUUAAGUGUACAAGUUGUCGUACACUUUACACUAAAUAAUGAAUCGGACCAAGCUAAAAAGAUAGUAUAUCAUCGAUGUACUGUUUGUAGGAGAUGCACCAUACAUUUUUUAACAGCACGACGUACAUGACAAUUCGAACUUGUUUCCCGAAUCAAGAAAGAGAUGCGAUUAAUAUAUUCGUGUAUUAUACAGUAACUACGAGAAGAGGAUUGAGGGUAAUUUAACAAAGAAUUUUAAAACGACUGUUUUUUAGCAGCUGGCAAAUAAUCGCUACAAAUUGAAAUUUAAAUGCAUAUUAAAAUAGCGUGAGCGACGUUAUCUUUUUCUUUUUUUUUUUUUUGCUUUGUUUUUAAUUUUGUUAAACUUUUUUUUUCUUUUGUAAAUUUCAAUUUAGUGUACAGUGUAUGAUUAACUUUAUGACCUCCCGUGUCUGUUGUAGGGCCGGAUUUCAAAUAUUCUCUUGUAAAUUAUGUAAUUGUAGAGUAGAUAUCAUCUUGAUGUAAGUAAAAAAAAAAAAGAAUCACAAGCCGUUUUAAAUGAAAUUAGGAUCGUAAUUAUUAAGGAGAGAGAGAUACAGAAUGGCAAGAUAAGACAGUCCCUAUCGUGGGAUACUGUUUGGAGAUGUACCUACUUUGGCAGACAUUGAUAAUUGAUACUUUUAAGUCUUUCUAAUAGUCGAAGAAAGACACGAUGAUGGAAUCUCGUUUUACGAGCUAUAUUACAGUUUAAAUUGCUUCUUUAUCAUAAGAAAAAAAAAACUAUUAUUAUACGCGCAAUAUCAUUUCGAUGUCUUUUCUGCAGAGUUUGAAAUAACGCAUCUACAUGUGUUGUGCUUCCACCUUUUCAACGAUAUACAUAUAUAUUAUAAAUCCUAUUGGUUUAUUUUGUGAUAUAUCGAUGAACGCAAAGCUAAGAUAAAUAAGCAGGUAGAAGCAACUUUAUUUUACAGAAGCUUAAUAGAAGUAUUAUGAUAUUUCUAGAAUAUUUUAUAGUAACUUCUAAUAGGAAAGUGAUUUUACUCACUCAAUCAAAGCUUAUCCGAACACACAAAACAUACAUACAUACAUACAUACAUACACACACACACACCUAUAUAUAUAUAUAUAUAUAUAUAUAAAUAUAUAUACAUACAUAUAAUAAUUAUGUUCGCAAUGUAUGUACACGAUCACGGUGGUUCUUUAAUAAGUAUUUCUAGAGUACGUCUAGCAAAUGUUUCUGCAAUGUUUUCCCAUAAUGGGAAAAAAAAGAAGGAGAAAAGAAAGAAAGAAGAAGAAAAAGAGAAAAAAUGAUAAAUGUGUAGCGUCCUUCAUGGGAACGUAUUUCAUAUUUUACGGACACUCCGUAGAGUCACUUCUUAUAUCGCGAAACGCAAUUUUGCCUUACCUUUAACGUACCUACGCUUUAACCCGGUGAUACAUUUAGAUACGUCCCAAUUACUCGGAUUCAAGCUUUGAGAAUCGCAAAUGCAUUUUUAUAAUGCAUUCAUUGUGCGUAAAAGAAAGUAUUUUAGUGUGCGAUCAAUCAAUUUCUGCCGAGGUGUGGUAUUCCCUUAUAUUUGGUGCUCUCAUGGACACCGUUAAGUGCACUUUUUCAUGAAAAAAAUGGCCUAGAGUAAGAGAUAUAGUAGGAUGCAGUGGAAGUGUUUGAUAAUAAAUAAUAAGAAAUGCGUUAUAUGAUGAAUACCGAUCGCGAAUUAUUUAAUGAAGUAAUAUAAAGGAUAAAUGAAACGGCAGGAGCAUUAUUACAAUCGAACGAAUAAUGCCAGCCGCGUUAACAUUCUAAUCGGCCUGGUUUGGUACAAAAUGUGUAUGCUGAGUUGUAAAAAGUUGAUAAAAACAAGGUAAAAAUGAGAACUUGUUCUGGUCACGAGAAAUUGCCAUUUCUUUUUUAUUAUUUUUUUUUUCUUUUUUUUUUUUUUUCUUUUUAUUUUAUUUUGUUUUAGAUAUUCUGAAUUUUUUUAAUAUUGUAAUUACCGAUAAUUAAAUAAUUAUUAUUGGGAGAUGACGAAUAUUGUUAAUAUAAUGAUAAUUAAUUUUAAUCUGUAAAGAAAAGGUAAUACGCCAUAAGGAAGGUACAUUACUUGAAAAUAUAAUAGCAAUGUUAGAUAUUUUAUUGAUAUUUAUUGAUUACGCGCUGGAGUGGUUCUAAGGGGGGUGGGGCGGGGAGAUUAACGGGAGAGGGUGGGAGGGGAAGGGAAGGGAAGGGAGGAAAGAAAGAAAGAAAGGGGCGAAAAGUAACAAUAACGAAAAUAUGGAAAAUAAAUUAAUGUCGUGAGAUUUUCGAAACGGUGCACAUGAUGGAAUAGGAACUAGCAUUCAACGGAUCAAUCAUUUUACAGGACAAGGAAGAUGCGUUUCUCGUUCGAGUAAAGCCUCAUUAAUCGUUUCUUAAAAAUCGUAAACAAAAUUAAUAUAUGCGGUAUUUUGAAGUACGAGAGCGCAGAGAGUUUAUAAAUAAAUAAAGCGUACUUCAAAAUUCCUCCUUUUGUGCGUCGCUCUACCCACGGUGAUCGUUAUAAAAUGGACUAUGUACUGUCUGGUUAUAUGGCUACGCAUAGAUAUAUAGUCAUGUACGAAACAUGCUGUAUUUUCCAAUUAUUUUUUUAUUUACAAUAUUUCGUAAGAUAUAUAUGCUCCGAAAAGGAAAUGAAAACAAAGUAGUUUUAACGGUUGUGCGUCUUUGAAUAUGAAAAAGAAACAACAACAACAAGAAGAAAAAAAAACAUCAUUUUCCUUUACCCCCCGGUGAAUUCGAUUUAUUUACAUACAUAUCUUUUUUUCAUAAUACACAUACUCUGUAAUUUUUUAAACUGCUCCUAUGUAUUUUCUAAUCUGUUAGCAGAGUAUAGACGUGCUUCUUUAGUAUUACAUUUAUGCUCUCGUUAUUAUCAUUACUAUUAAUUAAUUACCAUUACUUAUAAUUCUAUGGAUAAAAAGCAUAAUACAUCACCGAGUCACCGAUCCUUAGGCACACAAAAUGUCGUUCUAUUUUUUUAUUGUUUUAAUAUUUUGUUCUUUUUCCCUAUACCUAUCCGGGCGGGCGGCAAAUUUGAAAUAUAUACUGUUCAAAUUGUAUCGAAGAAAGAUAUGCAAAAUUGUGAUUGUAAAUUUAUUGCGUUUUAUUAUUACUCGACGUUGCCGACUUUUGCCCAUUUUUGUACUCUUAUUUAUUUAUAUUUUAUUUCAUUUUUUUCUGCUUUCCUUCUUCAAACAAAUUCGGGAAACGUCACAUCGAGCUCUCUUUUACAAAUAGGAGCUUUCUCUCUUCGCAUCUUUUCUGUUAAAUGUACCUCUAAGGAAUAUUUAAGAGACUAAGGAAUUCAAAUCGAAAUAUAAAACGCUUCUUGUAAAAAAGAAAAAAAAACUAUAUAAUUAUUCUAACGUUUAAACGAAAUGUAGAAAUUUGAACGUCGUACUUGUUUAAGAGAGAGAGAGAGAGAGAGAGAGAGAGAGAGAGAGAGAGAGAGAGAGAGAGAGAGAGAGAGAGUGAGUAAAUAGAGAGAACGAGAGAGUGAGUAGAUAGAGAGAGAAAGAGAGAGAGAGAGAGAGAGAGAGAACAGAAUAAUAUUAAGGACGAACUGAAGGUGGAACGAAAGGAAAAUUGAAAAAAAAAUUGUCUGUGAUUAUCAGUCAUAAUAAUCUUUAGGUCAACAUAUUUUUUAGAGGAUAUUUUUUAGAAAAUUACAAAAUUUAUGAUAUACCCCUAUUAUUGAUACGAUAUUCGAUCGGACAUGCUACGCAUAACUAUUAAAGUGAAAAUUGAACUGUAAAAGUUGCUAACUGUUUAAUAGAGUUAUGGACUAGUUGAGAUAUCGAUGGCUGUUGUAAAAUAUUCAGUGUUUGGACAAAUAAUUAUUGAAAACUAUUUAUAGCUACUAAUUAUCGAGGUAUAAUGAUACUAUUAUUAUAUCGCAUGUUGUGUAGUAGCAUUUUUAUCCCUUCGUGCGUUUAUCAUACAUUUAUUAUUCACGGAGAAAUAUAUUAAGGAAUCGCAGAACAAAAAAAAAAAAAAGGAAAGAAAGAACAAAAUCGAUCACGUCGUAUGUAGACUCGCGAAAUAUCGAUAUUCGCAAAAAAGGAAAAGAAAAAAAUUAAAAUAAAAAAAAAAAAAAGAGGAAAAGAAAAAAAAA